AAACAAUUAUUGGCCAUCUACUAGACAGCGUCAUGAGCAAAGAUCGUGAGUUGGAGAUGCUGAGGAAGCUUGCUUAGAACUCAUCGCCGAGAAUGACAAGCUGAAAGAAGAGAUACGGGUACUCAAAUUCAUCUCAGUUAUUUCGACUGCUAAUCCCUCCCAUUCUGACAGUUGCGGGUCCACUAAGCAACUCAUCCCUUGCGAAGAGUCUGAGCGUGCUCGAUCCGUAGUCGUCAGUGGUAUUGCUGAGUGUGCUGACAGUAAUGUUAUUGCUCGUUUGAAUGAUGACAUUGACUGCGUUAAGAAACUUUUUUGUUACCUCGAUAUAGAAUGUAUGCCUCGCAACGGUUUCCCCCGAUUGCUCAAGAUUGUAUUGCCGUCUACUAUGUUCCAAUCACUUUUAUUAAAGCGAGCACCUAGGCUUCGUAAUUUCCAAGUCAAAUUCGCUUAUAUUCGCCCAUCACUAACUGAAGGCGAACGAAGCCUACGUCAUGCUUGUUGA
Messenger RNA from Haemonchus placei, 502 nucleotides. The record is from the annotation of a GenBank genome assembly. Lineage: Eukaryota; Metazoa; Nematoda; Chromadorea; Rhabditida; Trichostrongylidae.